Messenger RNA from Entelurus aequoreus (snake pipefish), 13792 nucleotides. RefSeq names its product vacuolar protein sorting 13 homolog D (gene vps13d). Bases 593 to 13693 code for a protein of 4366 amino acids. Gene Ontology annotation, biological process: mitochondrion organization; protein targeting to vacuole; protein retention in Golgi apparatus. The record is from RefSeq and is a predicted model, not a curated record. NCBI's taxonomy places the organism in Eukaryota, Metazoa, Chordata, Actinopteri, Syngnathiformes, Syngnathidae. The transcript has 70 exons. Gene Ontology annotation, cellular component: extrinsic component of membrane. Gene Ontology annotation, molecular function: protein binding.
GUGAAUUUUCAACCCCCUGCCGCUGUUUUGUACUGUUUUUGUACUUAUUUUGAUUAUUAUUUCUCAACCUUUUGUAAAUGUUGAAAUGUAUAAAUAAAGGUUUAUAAAAAAAGAAGAAGAAGAAGAAGCCACACGCUCAACGAAGAAGAGAGGGUUUGUUUUGAUCACGUGACCGGAAGUAUGAGUUGGAAGUCCACUGGUUUUAAGCUCAUGCGACACAAAUGUCAAAGUCCUAGAAGAAUAGAAGAAUAGCGCGGAACAACAUUAUUUUCUAUGAAAACAUCUUGCCUUUUAUUUUGUGCUUUAGUUUGUUGUCCUGACGAUCGGCCGUCUGGACUGUGAGCCGAGGCUACUUUUAGCUUGUUGGCUAGCUGCCUGCUGGACUUCAACCUUCUCCUUUUUUAUACAUCUUUUAAGUGCUUUCUUAUUUCUUGCCGUCUUCUCCUGACAGCAACAUCGUCAUUAUCGCAAAGGUUGAACAUGAACAGCAACUCAUGUCUCUGGCGACACUGAGGGCCUUCCCCCUGAGAGCCCCACUUUUGUCUGCUGCAGACGCAUUUUGGGGAGUGGCGGCGUUCCCUGAGCAAACAGGAUGUUGGAGGGUCUUGUCGCCUGGGUGCUGAACACAUACUUGGGAAAAUAUGUCAGCAACUUGAACACAGAUCAGCUGUCCAUUGCCCUCCUCAAAGGUGCAGUUGAGUUGGAGAACCUCCCUCUGAGGAAAGAUGCACUCAGAGAGUUUGACCUGCCCUUUGAGGUCAAAACAGGCUUCAUUGGAAAGAUUACUCUGCAGAUCCCGUUCUACCGGCCUCACAGCGACCCCUGGGUCAUCUCCAUGUCCCAGCUCAACCUCAUCAUCGGCCCUGCCCAGCUGCAGGAGUAUGACGACCAGAAAGAGAAAGAGGAGCAGAGGGAGCGCAAGAAGUAUCUCCUCAAGACUCUUGAAGACAAAUUCAAGAGUGAGUGUGAGCAGAGAGGAGAGUCUUACUGGUACUCUGUCACUGCAUCCGUGGUUACGAGAAUCGUGGAAAACAUUGAACUCAACAUCCAAGAUGUGCACCUGAGAUUUGAGGAUGACACCUGCAAUCCAGACAAGCCCUUCUCCUUUGGAGUCUGCAUCAACAACAUCUCUGCUCAGAAUCCUUCCAAAGACAAGGCCGGAAAUCCCUUUCGACAGAAGCAGCUGGAGAUCGAUGAUUUCAGGGUCUACUGGGAUACCCAAUGUGAAAUGCUGGCUAAACUCCCUGUCAAUCAGAUCCAGGAGGCGAUGACUCAGUGCAUGAAGACGUGGACUCAUCAGUACAUCUUUGAACCAGUGUGUGCCUCCGUCUUGCUCAGAAGAAAUGCUUCCAAGGAGCCUCUGAGGUUCCGACACACCCCGCGGAUUGAAGGCCAUGUUCAGCUGGAGACCAUGUCCAUACGCUUAUCUCAGGUCCAGUACCAACAGCUCAUGGCUUUCCUCAAGGAACUAUACCGCCGGGAAAGGGAGAUGCUUUACCGAAAGUGGAGACCCAAUUGCCCCAUCUCUGGAAACUGCAAGCAAUGGUGGAUGUUUGCCAUCCAGGCAAACCUAAGUGAGAUCAGGGAACAGAGGCGUAGAGGAAGUUGGACUUUUGCCCUCCAGCGUGCACGGGAUGUGCAGACUUACACCAGCCUGUACUUCAGGAAACUCAAAGGAGUCCCAUUGAGUCCCCAGGAAGAGAGUGAACUUGAGCGUGUAGAAGAGGAGCAAACAUUGGAGGAACUGCAGAGUCUCAGGGACAUUGUCCACGAAUGGUUUCGAGAACAGGAAGAAAUUGUUGAGAAUGUUCAGGAGGCCAGCAGUGAGCCGCAGCCUUGUCCACCCACCACAUCCAUCCCUAAGAGUGGAAGCUCUGGCAUGAUCCAGUACCUGCAGUCCUGGUUUCCUGGCUGGGGUGGCUGGUAUGGAGAUUCUCUGGAACCAGACCGAGGCCCCGAGGUGCUUCUGCCCAGCCCGUCUUCCUGGGAUAUUCUGGCAGAAACCGAUGACUUGUUUGACCCGUUGGAGGACUCCCAGACUCUGAACACAUUUACCAGGCGAGAUUACCUGUUUGCCCGACUGGAAUUCUUGCUGGAGAAAGGUAGCAUCACUCUGUUUCAUCAAGAAGGCCGGGAGGAGAUCCUGCAUGAGAGUGGAGUCAUCCAGCUGGAAGUUUCAGGCGUGAAGGUUGUUGUGGAGUCUUUGCCCCGCUCAGAGUCUUCUCUACUGUCUGUAAAACUGGGCGGAUUAUUCCUUAGAGACCUGACCACUCAUGGCACAAUCUUCCCAGUACUGGUGUCUCCCAAACUGGACAAGGUUGUCAUCGCUGUAAACCAGACAUCUGGCCAGUCCAGCAGCACCUCUGAGUGCUUGUCCUCACCGGUCUUUGAAAUGCUUUAUGAGCGUAACCCUGUGAGGUCCAAGUUCGAAAGAAGACUGGAGGUGAACACCAGCCCACUUAACAUCACCUACAACCCACAAGCCAUCAAGAAAGUGACAGAAUUCUUCUACAAAGGACGAGUCCAUUCCUCUGGUUUUGGCUAUCAGUCAGAACUGGAGCUGAAAGUGGCGGAGGCUGCCAGAAGGAAGUAUGACAAGUUGAAAAGGCAGACAAAGGCAGAAAUACGCCAAACUAUUGAUCAGCUUCUUGUGGGCGAAUUUAUUGAAAACAGUAAGCGUUGGACGAUGAAGCUGGACAUCUGUGCACCACAGGUCAUUUUCCCCGAUGAUUUCCAGUCAGGAGACCCAAUGUUAGUCAUCGUGGAUUUGGGCAGGAUUCUGCUCACUAACUCCCUUGAUGACUCUAAGGAUUUCAAAACUGCUCCACCUGAGAGGGAAGACCUAAGUGAUGAGGAGUACCAGACACCCCAUGGCACUCCGCCAGAGUCUCCACCUGAGCUUCAAGUGCCUCUGAAAGAUUGGCCAAAAUGUCCUGAACUCCCCAGCCUCGGCUCACCUGAAAACACAAAAUCCUAUUGUAGAAAGCUUUAUGAAAGAUACUCCUUGUCCUUCAAGGAUCUACAGAUAAUGGUUGGUCGCUACAAGGACAAUUGGAAAAACCUUCAAGAGAGUGAAGUGGGUCCGACCCAUGUGGUGGAGAAAUUUAAUGUGUUGUUGCAACUGGAGCAGAGGCUGCGUUACACGUCCGACCCCCAGCUCCCAGGGGCUGUGCUCUCAGGAACCCUGCCUGAUCUCAAGGUCCAUGUCAACCUGGAGAAGAUGACUGCUUUGAGGAGUUGUUUGGCGAGGCUGAGCAGUUCAGCAGUCAAUGCAGACAACCUCCACGAUAAAGAGAUCAAGUCUCCCGACCCUCUUACUCUCCGCCAUGAAAAGAUCUUUCAGAGAGAGGACAGUUCCUGGAAGAUACAAGGUUCAGCCAAGAACUUGACACAAAGCGUGAUGACAUUAGAGCAGCACACAAGGGAAGUUCUGGUGGAAUCCCGCCUACUGCUGGCUGAAUUCAACAUUAACUAUAUGCAGCUGGGUGUGGAGAGCGAUGGCCGCUACAUAUCUGUUUUGAAGGUAUUUGGCACCAACGCUCACUUUGUCAAGCGACCUUAUGAUGCAGAGGUCUCUCUUACGGUCCAUGGUCUCCUUCUGGUGGACACCCUACAAACCUAUGGUUCAGACUUCGACCUUCUAGUGUCCUCUCAUAAAAAUCUCAGUUUUGACAUCCCCACUGGCAGUCUUCAGGAAAGCCAGCCGUCUUCUCCAAUGUCAUACGACAGUAGGUCUUCUGAGCAUCAGAACCACCUUAAUGAGUCCUCUUCGGGUUUGCGCACGGAUAGAAUGUCAGGCCUUAGUUCCUUUCUUAAAGAUCAAGAGGUGCUGAUUAAACUGGAAUACCAAUUUGUUAGUUCAGACUGUCCUUCCAUGAACCUGGACAGUUCCCUUCAGGUGAUAAGCAUGCAGGUCAACAACUUGGACAUUAUUCUGAACCCCGAGACCAUGGUAGAGCUGCUGAAGUUCCUCCAAAAGUCUUUCCCCAAGGAGGAAAACCAAUGGGCGGCGUCAUUACAGCAACCUGCAGUACAGCCCUACGCCAAGGAAGAAGAUGGAACUUUCCAGUCGACAUAUGAUCAUAACAAAGAGCUGACUGUGGAGAUUCAUCGACUUAACCUCCUUCUCCUUCGAACGGUAUCCACAGGAGCUGUGUUGGGCGCUGAGAAGAAAGGCUUGAAGAUUGCAACUGCCAGCAUCACUGGCACCAAGGUUAAUGUUUCCUUAGGCAGUCGAAUGGACAUCAAUGGAUCACUUGGUGCCAUGCAGUUAGUAGACCUUACCCAGGAAGGAGGCCGAAGCCAGUUUGUAGUGAGCAUCGGCAAUGCAGAAGACAGCUCCUCAACUUGUGAAGGACUACCUUUGCUUGCUGAAAAAGAACUUUCUCCUUCAGAAGCCCUGAAUUUUCAACUCCAGGAGAAUUUCCAAGGGGACUGCACUUUACAUCUGCACAUGGCAUCCUUGCAUUAUAACCACUCAGCCAAGUUCUUGAUGGAGCUCAGUCUUUCCGCUAAUGAGGUGGAGGACAAUUUCCGCUCUAUGUUGAAAAGCGCUGCCACCAAAGUGUCAACAGUUCUUGUCACAAAGACGGCCGAGUACAGCGGUAUGUUCUCGCUCUUUGAGACACCCUCGCGAAGAAGUCGAACUCAGAGUCAAAGUUGGGCUUAUUCCAUGGAGGACGAGGAGGAUAUUUCCAUGGAGGAACCUGAAUCCACCUUGGAGACCUUCUUUGUGAAGUUGACCUUAAAUAUAAACAUCGAAUCACCAGUCGUGUCCAUUCCUCGAAAACCUGGACACCCUGAACUGCUGGUCGGGCACUUGGGCAGUAUAACUAUCCAGAACUUUAGCACUGGCCAACAGUCAGAAGGCGAGCUGUUGCAGGUGCUUGUGAAGGAUAUCCGCUUGUACUCACUAAACACCGGUCACUUGGUUCUGAAGAAGAUGCAAAGAGGGGAGAAAACUGGCAACUCGUCACCGUCCCAUAACAGAAGUCAGGAUGAACCUCAGUUCACACGCCACGACUUCUUUGAAUACCUCAGCCAAGGAAAAGCCUUCCAUAUAUUGAAAGACACCACGAUACAGUUCACACUGGAGAAGUCCCCCGUCCAUGAAGAUAUCCAGUUUACCUUUCUUAGCUCUAAAGAACCAUGCAAGAGCACGGGACUACUGAGAGUCGAGGGGAAAUUCAUCAAACCUGUUCAGGUGUUCCUGUGCAAGGCUGUGUAUGAACAGGUCCUGCAGACGCUGGAUCAUUUAUUUGUCAUUGAGGAGCAACGAGCUACGCCCAGUCAACCACCAACACCCCCGCCUCCAACACCUUCCUCCACCAGGCCUCACCGCUUCCCCGACCCCCACGGAGGACUGUUUGCCAAGGACCCUCCCUACAUCAGCCUGCCGCACUCACUGCUCUCCUCUCCUUUGCCUCUGCAGUCUCAAAAGCCGAGUCCUCAGUCUCCUGCCUUCACUCAGCUGAAAGUCACAGUGCACGUUGCAGAACUGCAGGUCCAGCUCAGUGCCGACUUGACCCAGGGCUCCCAAGGCUUGGUCAGUCUGCAAUUCCGUGACCUGGAGGGAGACAUCACCAAAGAGCAUCCACAUUUGUUGGAAAUCCAGCUGGUUCUGCGUUCACUGCUCAUGGAGGAUCUCCUGGAGCAGAACCCUGAGCAUAAACAUCUCAUGGUGUCCCGUGGAGCUCCAAAGCCUUCCACAUUCAGCCCCAAGGAGUACCUAUCUCAUAGCUGUCCAUCAGCAUCCAACGUCCAGUACCCAGACAUGCCCCGCUCUCUUCCUUCUCAUAUGGAAGAGGCCCAGAAUGUCUUCCAGCUCUACCAGAGGCAUGCCGCUACUUUGGCCAGUAGUCGCAAAACGAAGAAGGAUCCAGACUGUCCUAGCACUCCACCGCCCUCCCCGACUAACCCUGCAUCCUCCCCUCAGCCCACCUCAGAGUUUGACGAGUCCUUAGUUCACAUCAAUGUGUUGCUGGUGGACCAGAACCACCCGGAAUUCACCACCCGUUACGGAAGUGUGGGACGAAGCAUCGAUAUUGACUUUAACUGCCUGGACGUUUUAAUCACCUUGCAGACAUGGGUGGUCAUCCUGGAUUUCUUUGGAAUCGGCUCCACGGCAAACAAUCACGCAAUGAAGGUGGCGCCCAGCUCCCCUCAUUAUGUGCCAGGACAUCCUCUCUACGAGGCGGACGACAUGGAGCAGGACACCGGCGAUGCGGUCAACACCAAACUGGACCUCAAGGUUCAUGCCCUGUCGGUGGUGCUAAACAAGGAAGGCAACGAGCUGGCCAGAGCCAGUGUGAUCAAACUAUCCGCACACCUGCAAAUGUUGGAAAGCAACCUGGUAUUGACGGGCAGUUUGGGAAGUUUGUCCCUCAGCGACCUGACCCCUCACGGUGACCUCUACUGUGAACGCUUCACCACACGUGGAGGGGAAGCUCUCAUUUUUCAUAUCCAUAAGUACGGGCUGGCCGAUCCCUGCCUUGAACGAGAGUACGACAUGAAGGUGUCUCUGCUGAUGGCCUCUGUGCAGUAUGUGCAUACCCAGCGCUUCCAGGCCGAGGUGGUGGCCUUCAUACAGCACUUCACUCAGCUGCAGGACGUCCUUGGCAGGCAGAGGGCUGCACUGGAGGGCCAAGCCAUAAGGGAGCGUCCUCAGCGGGCCUCCAGGGUUCUGCUGGACAUCCAGGCUGGUGCUCCAGUCAUAAUCAUCCCAGAAAGCUCAAGUUCCAGCAGGGUGAUUGUGGCAAACCUCGGCCAGCUGGAGCUGCAGAACUGCUUCUUACCUGCCGGGGCUGGUGGCACUUUCUCCGGCCGAGACAAGGAGUCCACACAGAAGGCAGAAGCGUGGACUUAUGAGCAAAGACAGCAUAAAAAGCCCCCCAGCAGCCUCAACUUGUGGACCAAUGGCAGCACACCGCCUGACAGAGUCACCUCAGGUAAACAUCCCUCGUUAGGUGAUUGCCUCGUUACCCAUUGUAACUCGCUCCCUUUUCCCCACGCAGAAGACCACGUGUGUCUCUUGGACUGCAUUGCUCUGGAUCUGCAGCAGAUGGAUAUAUUUGCCGCGGAGCGCCUGCCGUGCCAACCGUGUGACCGAGGCUGUAAAUCCACGGAAAUGUCCGAUCUUAUUUUCCCGUCUUACUCUGUCCGUCGGACGGGAGGCAACCUGCUGAAAGAGUGCUGCCGCCUCCAGCUUAAAGUGGAACGCAACCUGGACAGAGAGCUGAGCCACGCGGUGCCAGACAUGACCAUCUAUGGCAGCCUGUCUUCAGUGCAGUGCUCUCUGGACCCACAACAUUACCAGCUGAUUCGAGGGCUGCUGGAGAACAACCUCGGAGAGCCCGUUGAAGAAUUCCUGCGACCUUUCAACCUGCAGGACCCCAGCACCUACACCGUGUUAAGUGGAGAUGUCUACACCAACUUGUCCAUCCUGGUGGACAUGAUGGAUGUCAGUCUGGAGCUCACGGACCACAGCAAAUCCAGCGGGCACAAACGCUCUCUAGCAAGAUUUAACUUCAUCAAAUCCAAACUGCUCUUUGAGAGUUUCUCCAACGGCUCCAAGUCCGUCAACUUGGUGUCUCACUCGCUGCUUGCAUACGACACUCGCUGCACUGGACAACACAAGAAGUCUGGACGUGACGGGACCUGCAGGCACAAUGUAUUCCACUGCAUCCUCCAGCCUUCCAAAACUGGCAGCAACCAGGCUUCUCUGCAGCUGGAACUGCAUUACAGAUCCACACAGGACUCCUCCUGUUUUACGGUGGUCCUGAACAACCUGAGGGUCUUUCUCAUCUUUGACUGGCUGCGGCUGGUGCAGGACUUCCUGCAAACGCCGGUGAGAAAGCCCUCAGGUGCAGAGAACCUCAGUCACAUCAGCACGGACUCGGGAGCCGCCGCUGCUGCCGUCACUACCACCAUACCAAAGAGGGUCAAGAGCGGUGUGGUCACCAAGAGGUCCACGGUGCCGGUUACCCUCAACCGCUGCCUGGAGGUCAAGGUCAAUGUGACAGGCACAGAGUUUGUCAUAGUGGAGGACGCCAACUGCCUGGAUACCAACGCCAUCAUCCUCAAAGGCACCACUGUCCUCACCUACAAGCCUCGUCUCUUGGACAGACCUUUCUCUGGAAGCCUUGCUGGCAUCGAGGUGUUCUCCUGUUGUCUGGGCAGCGAGCAGGAGACCGCUCUGUCCAUCGUGGAUCCGGUCAAUGUUCAGGUGGAGCUCUGUGGCAGCCCCACCUACCAGAGCAGCUCCGGUCUACUGGACGCCUUCAGUGUGGAGGACAUCCCACCGCUGCUGGAGAUCCAGUUUCCUGUUCUGGACAUCCGCCUGUCCUACAAUGACAUUCAGCUCUUCUUGGCCAUCGCCAAGUCCAUCCCCGAUGUCAACGCUUCUGACUCGGAUGUUGCCACUUCAACUCAAACUGUGCCUGCCCACGCAACCAAACCAAGUCUUGCCCAUAUAGAGGGGCAGCUCAUUCAUCUGCAGGAUCUUGGCUUCCGGAAGGAAGACUGCAAAAAGGCCCUCCUCCUCUGUAAAGGCCAUCUGGACCAGGCUGCCACGUGGUUGCUUGAAAAUGCAGAGAACAUGGCAGGCCGGUCCAAAGCCGGCGCCGACUGUGCUUCUUCCAGUCAGGCAGCUGCUCUGUCUGGGAUAGAAGUGAAGGCAGAGAGCAUCUGCAUCUGUUUCAUUGACGACUGUCUGGACCGUGACAUACCCCUUGCUGAGCUCACCUUCUCACGACUAAAUGUCUUGCAGCGCAUUGGUUCCACCCAGGAAGGACAUGCCAGCUGUAGUUUUUCAGGAGACUACUACAACAGAGAGUUGGCAGGAUGGGAGCCCUUCAUGGAGCCCUGGCCGUGCUCCCUGUCCUGGCAGCAGCAGGCGGCUGGCAGACUCCACCCUCCACGUUUCAAGAUGAGCGUUCGAGCCAAGCAGCGACUUGACGUCAACAUCACUUCUGUGCUGCUGGAACAGUACAACACAACCAAGACAUCUUGGAUAGCAGACUACUGGAAGAAGGAUGAGCAGACCAGUCAGUCCUCACCCACCUUGUCCUGGGUCGGCUCCUCCGUGGACCCGCCCAGCUUUGGACACAGUGCUCCCCUCGCUCACCUCAGGACUCGGAGCUCUGCCAGCUUGACCGCUUUUGAUCAACCAGCUUCAGACUCCCGAGAUGUUAAAGUGUCCAAGAAGAGGCAGCCAUUCGUACCUUAUGCUCUGUGCAACCACACAGGAUGCACCAUGUGGUUCGCCACUCUGACUACCACCCCCACCAGAGUGGCACUUUCUCACAGCAACAGUGCAGACGCCAUCGCAGACAUGCACGGUCCAGGCAGUGAUGACGGCCACAAUGUCAGUCAGUGGAGAGAAGUCUGUCCUGGGGAGGAGAUUCCUUUUGAGUUUGAAGCACGGGAGAAACUUCGCCACAGGCACACUCAUGAGUUGAAGCUGCACCAGCUGCUGGUGCGGGUGUGCGGCUGGGAGCAGGUGAAGCCCGUGUCUGUGGACAAAGUGGGCGUGUUCUUCCGUUACGCAGCUCCAGACAGAAACAAUGCAUCCAACAUUGUGGGCAGUCCUAUCAGCAGGACCAACAUCAUCCACCCACAUGUCUAUUUCUCAGCAUUGCCACCAGUGAGAGUGGUCUUCUCCAUCACCAUGGAGGGAAGUGCCAGGAAGGUGAUAACUGUGAGAUCUGCCCUCAUUCUGAAGAACCAGCUGGAUGUUCCCAUGGAGAUCAGACUUGACAGCCCCUCUGCCCCCGACAAACCCGUGGUGUUGCCUCCUAUAUUGCCUAACCAGGCCUUGGCGGUUCCCCUCCACCUGACCUCAUGGCGUCUACAGGCCCGGCCCAAGGGCCUGGGCUUGUUCUUCUGUAAAGUUCCCAUCCACUGGACCAGUGUGGAGCGAGCCGGAGAGUUGAGCAGCAGCAGGAGGGAUUGCCAGUCAGCAGACUUUGACCUCAAGCGGAACUUCAGGUUUUGCGUGGUCAUCAAAAAAGAGCACUACCCUGACCAGCGGCCUGCCAAGAAGGUGUCCGGUACCACAAAGGAGAUCUAUCGCCAGCCGGGCCACACCAUCUUUCUAUUGCCCACGGUGGUGCUGGCCAACCUGCUGCCCUGCGACCUCAACUACUACGUGAAGGGCACCUCCAUCAAAGGCUCUCUGAAGCCUGGCAAAGAAGCCGUGCUUCAUGCCAUGGACACGUCCCAGAACAUGGAGCUAGGUGUGCUGUUUGAGAACUUCCCGCUAUGCAAAGAGCUGCUCAUUCCUCCGGGAACCCAGAACUAUGUGGUCCGAAUGAGGCUGUACGACACCAACAAGCGUCUGCUCUGCCUCACCAUUCGCAUCAUUCUGCGGGCACAAGGGGCGCUGAAGAUCCUGAUCUCUGCCCCCUACUGGCUGAUCAACAAGACAGGCCUUCCCUUAAUAUUCAGACAAGACAAUGGCAAAGUGGAUGCAGCAGGCCAGUUUGAUGAGCAUGAACUGGCCCGAAGUCUCAGCCCGUUACUCUUCUGCUACACCGACAAGGAACAGCCGGCUAUGUGUACUAUGCGGGUUGGAAAGGGGAUCCAUCCAGACGGCGUUCCGGGUUGGUGCCAAGGUUUCUCCCUGGAUGGAGGAAGUGGAGUCCGGGCUGUGAAGGUCAUCCAGCAUGGUAACAGGCCUGGCCUCAUCUACAACAUUGGUAUCAGCGUGCGGAACGGAAAGGGACGCUACCGAGACACUCACAUUGUGACCUUUGCCCCCCGCUACUUGCUGGACAACAGCUCCUCACACAAGCUAGCCUUUGCUCAGCGGGAGUUUGCCCGGGGAAAGGGGACUGCCAACCCCGAGGGUUACAUCUCCACCCUGCCGGGCUCCAGCGUGGUCUUCCACUGGCCCAGGAAUGACUAUGACCAGUUGUUGUGUGUGCGCCUGAUGGACUCGCCCACCUGCACCUGGUCAGGAGGCUUUGAGGUCAACAAGCCAAAGUCCUUUCACGUCAACAUGAGGGACACCAUGGGGAAUUGCUUCUUCCUCCGGACGGAGAUCACCAUUAAGGGCGCCACCUACCAGGUCUCCUUCACUGACACGGACCAACUGCCCCCACCAUUCCGUAUCCACAACAUCUCUGAGGUCCCUAUCCAGUUCUGGCAGCACGGUGUGGUGGACAUCAAGCUGCACACCGAGGUGAAGGCCGACUCAGAGCUGGACUACGCCUGUGACGAACCAACACUGCCGCCAUACCUGACUCUCACCGUGAAAGGAGCCGGGUCCUCCGAGGUCACAGCUGACAUGAACUUCUUCCGAGAAUACAACAAGCUCUACUACGAGAACUUCAUCUACAUCGCAGCCACCCACACCUUCUCACAGAGUGGCGGCAGGAGACGAGUUGGCAAGAAGCAUCUGGUAACUUGUGCUGAGUUGGUUCUUGAUGUGGACACCAAGACACAGAGGGUCAUCUUGAAGAAGAAGGAGCCUGGCAAACGCUCCCAGCUCUGGAGAAUGACGGGCAAAGGUAUGCUCUGUCAUGAAGGCUCCUCUCCGCCGCAGAGCAAGCCUGCUCAGCCACGGCCCAUGGACUCUUCUCUGGUCCUGGACAUUGCAGGUCUUGCAGCUGUCAGUGACAACAGUUUUGAGCCAUUGAUGCUGAGGAGACCAGACCCUCGACGCAGCACCACCCAGACUUGGUACUUCAGCUCCUGCAUGCUGACUUGUGGACUUCCCCGCCUCGUAGUACAGGUGAGGGGCGGCAUGGAGGGUCUAUACGAUGGAUCCGAAGUGGUGUUGGGACCGGACUCUGGGCUUAUGGAACCCGGUCCUGAACAGCAGUUCAUCAACCAGAAGAUGAGGCCCGGCUCUGGGGUGUUGUCUGUCCAGGUGCUGCCAGAUGGACCCACACGGGUUCUGCAGAUCAGUGACUUGAACCAGAGAAGAAUGGUCCACAAGUCAGCAGCUGCAGAGGCAGACAAGAACAAAGAGGAGGUGAAGAAGAAGGAGCCAGAACAGGAGCUGGAGGUGUUGGUGAACCUGGAGGAAGGUAUCGGUGUGUCGCUUCUCAACAAGGUUCCUGAGGAGCUGGUGUUCGCCACACUGUCGGGUAUUGAUGUCCACUUCACACGCACGGCUGCCAACGAGGUGUUGGAAAUGAGCAUCAGCAACAUCCAGGUGGACAACCAGCUGCUGGGCACCACCCAGCCUGUGAUGCUGUGUGUGACUCCAAUGUCCAGUGACGGCUUGGUGCUUGACAGCGGGCCAGCCUUGCAAGUCAACUCCGUCAAAGUUCCCAGCAGCCUGAUGCUCACUGAUAUCUUCAAGCACCUGAUGGUGACAGCUGGACGCUUUAGUGUGAUCAUCGAAGAGAAGUUGCUGCUCAAACUACUCAGCUUCUUUGGGUAUGGACACACCGAAGCAGAGCUGGAGAAACUGGAUGAAAACCUCCAUGAGAGACCCAACAGGGAUGCAGGACCCCCCAAACGCUACUACUUUGAGAACCUGAAGAUCAGCCUCCCUCAGGUCAAGCUGAGUGUCCUCACCUCUCACAAGCUGCCUGCCGACCUCAAGGCUUUGAAAGGUACCUUGGGGUUUCCGCUGGUUCGUUUUGAGGACGCCGUUGUCAACAUGUACCCGUUCACCAGAGUGCACCCCUACGAGACCCAGGAGAUCAUCAUCAACGACAUCCUCAAGCAUUUCAGAGAGGAGCUGAUCAGCCAGGCAGCCCAGAUCUUGGGAUCCGUGGACUUCCUGGGGAAUCCGAUAGGACUCCUCAACGACGUGUCUGAGGGUGUGUCGGAGCUCAUCAAGUACGGCAACGUGGGCGGUCUCAUACGCAACGUGACACAUGGCGUGUCCAACUCUGCUGCCAAGUUUGCAGGGACCUUAUCUGAUGGGCUGGGGAAGACCAUGGACAACCGCCACCAGACGGAGCGAGAGUACAUCAGAUACCACGGCGCCACUAGUGGAGAGCACCUGGUCGCAGGCAUCCACGGACUAGCUCAUGGGAUCAUAGGAGGCAUGACCAGCAUCAUCACGUCCACUGUGGAGGGCGUGAAGACGGAGGGUGGAGUCACCGGCUUCUUCUCUGGUCUGGGUAAAGGUCUGGUCGGCACGGUGACCAAACCAGUGGCGGGAGCGCUGGACUUUGCUUCCGAGACGGCACAGACGGUCCGAGACAUGGCCAGUCUCAGUAACCACAGGUUAAGUGUACAACGUGUGAGGAAACCUCGCUGCUGCAAAGGUCCUCAGGGUCUUCUGCCUCGCUACUCGGCCCUGCAGGCUGAGGGUCAGGAGCAGCUCUUCCGCCUGACAGACAACAUCCAGUCUGAGUUCUUCAUCGCCGUGGAGCCCAUCGACAGCUACAGCGUGCUCAUCUCCUCCAAAGUGGUCUACUUCCUGAAGCCUGGAGACCAGGUGGACCGUGAGGCCAUUUUCCUGGAGAUCAAGUAUGACGACCUGUACCACAGUCUGGUGUCCAAGGACCAUGGGAAAGUCUAUGUGCAGCUCACCAAGAAGGCUGAAAGCACCAGCAGUGGAGUCGCCAUGCCGGGACCCUCUCACCAGAAGCCCAUGGUGCAUGUGAAGACUGAAUCUCUGGCUGUCAAAAUCUCCCAAGAAAUCAACUAUGCCAAGAGUUUGUAUUACGAACAACAGCUGAUGCUGCCUGCCACUGACAACCAGGACUGCUUGUUGCUGGAGUCCUGAUCUCACACACACACACACACACACACACACACACACACACACACACACACACACACACACACACACACACACACACACACACACACACACACACACACA